Molecule: messenger RNA, 347 nt
Organism: Jaculus jaculus (lesser Egyptian jerboa)
Lineage: Eukaryota; Metazoa; Chordata; Mammalia; Rodentia; Dipodidae
Product: BET1-like protein
Exons: 1
Coding region: 28-294 (88 amino acids)
Biological process (GO): retrograde transport, endosome to Golgi; regulation of retrograde vesicle-mediated transport, Golgi to ER
Cellular component (GO): Golgi trans cisterna; SNARE complex
Molecular function (GO): SNAP receptor activity
Source: RefSeq, a predicted model, not a curated record
GGGGAUUCUAGACCGAGAGAACAGGCGAUGGCCCACAGCCUGGCCUCCAAGGUUACGAGGCUUAAAUCGCUGGCCCUGGACAUCGACAGGGACACAGAAGACCAGAACCGGUACCUGGAUGGCAUGGACUCGGAUUUCCUGAGCGUGACCGGCCUGCUCACGGGGAGCGUGAACCGCUUUUCUACCACGGCACGGUCUGGGCGAGACAACCGGAAGCUUCUGUGUGGUAUGGCUGUAGGCCUGACUGUGCUCUUCUUCAUCCUCUCCUACCUCUUGUCAAGAGCAAGGACGUGAGCCAGUGGAAGCCAAGAGCAGCCAGACUCUUCCCCACCUGGUAUCCUGGGCUA